Messenger RNA from Pollicipes pollicipes, 1359 nucleotides. RefSeq names its product Krueppel-like factor 10. Bases 85 to 954 code for a protein of 289 amino acids. Gene Ontology annotation, molecular function: DNA-binding transcription factor activity, RNA polymerase II-specific; RNA polymerase II cis-regulatory region sequence-specific DNA binding. The record is from RefSeq and is a predicted model, not a curated record. Gene Ontology annotation, biological process: regulation of transcription by RNA polymerase II. The transcript has 5 exons. NCBI's taxonomy places the organism in Eukaryota, Metazoa, Arthropoda, Thecostraca, Pollicipedomorpha, Pollicipedidae.
GCGAAAGCUUUGUUAUUUGCUGGUGGGUGGUGCUGCGGUGAGGAGCGGCCACGGAACUGAACCUGUGCAGGAGAAGGCGGUUGGAUGGUUUUGAAGACCAUGAUGCUGGAGCACUUUCUUCUCUCGCCGCCGGCGUCGCCCCGGCUAGAGGACAACUACACACAGGACGCCAUGCUGGCUGCCAAGAGCCUGAUGUCGCUGUCGGCGGCGCGGCGGCCGCGCAGCCCGUCCGGCCUGGCGCCGACGCCGCCGCACAGCGUCGUCUCGUCCGACUCCGAGGCGGAGGAGGCGGCGCCGCAGGUCGCGCGCGCUGCUGCCACCGCCGCCGCCGCGUCGUCCCGACAUGACUCCGUGCUGGCCAAGCUGCUGUGCGACCGGACAGGCCCUGAGCUGCCGCUGUCGCCGGCGUCUCCCUGCGCCGCCGCCGCCCGACCAGCCGCUCGCCAGUCGGUUAUCUUCCGCGCCCACAAGGACGGUACGGCGUCGCCGCAGCCGCCAGUGGCGCGGCAGCAGCAGGAGCAGCAGGCGCCCGGCCAGGUGAUCCGCGUGCCGCCGGCGUUGCUGGCGCCGGUCGGCCAGCGGCUGGCCGCCCCCGCGCCCGACCGGCAGCGCGCCUACUGCUGUCAGCACGCCGGCUGCGACAAGACGUACUUCAAGUCUAGUCACCUCAAGGCUCACGUCCGCACGCACACCGGCGAGAAGCCGUUCGCGUGCCAGUGGCCCGAGUGCGGGCGCACGUUCUCCCGCUCCGACGAGCUCUCGCGCCACAAGCGCACGCACACCGGCGAGAAGAAGUUCGCCUGCGACGUCUGCCUGCGCCGCUUCAUGCGCUCCGACCACCUCACCAAGCACAUGCGCCGCCACGCGCGCGACCGCAAGAGCGUCAGUGUGCCGGACGUGCGUCAGAGGGCAGUGGUGCGGCCCUACCUCAUCCUGAGCGCGACGGCCGUGUGAGCGGUCUCCCCCGCCGUCACGAGAACGUCACGAGGGGACGGACAGUACCUGACGCGGGCGCCGGCCGGGGGCGGCCUGAGCCGCCGGCCGGCGCGCCUAUUUAUUUUGUUUCUAUUUAUGUGUUCGUGUAUGCAGCUUUAAUGAACGUGAUAAUAUACGCCACGCGCGGUGAACGUCUUUGAGAGAUGUGUUCGGCUGGCGAAUCGUCGCGUCCCGCUGUUGAAGCCAGACCGGUACAGAUCCCCGGCUCGGGGGAUUCUGGGCCGUAUCCUGUUUACACCAGCCCUCAUCGGAACCCGCUCAGGCGGCGUGCGAGAUACGAUCCAGCGGCGAGACGGCCCGCUAUCGCGGGCUGUAAAUACGGCGCGACGGGCUGCGGCCGCACUAACAGGGCGCCGACACCAG